AUGGAUGUGGUGCAGAGAAAAGUGAACAAAUUGGGAAGAAAAGUUGCUACUUUCCCUCAUGUCGAAACUAUUGGAAGAGCUCUCUUUGUCUCCUCCUUCUUCCUCUCUGCUUGGCAUGAUUUCAUGGAGCUCAGUUCCAAUUCUAAAGGAGCAGAGGAUUAUUGGAGAGUGAAGUUCGGCAAUUCAGGAGAUCAGAUUAAGCAUCUUAUUGCUUUUGGUAUCAUAGCGAAGAUGCUUGGUGGACUUAUCUUCAUCUAUGGCAGCUUCUUUGGAGCUUUCCUCUUGCUUAUACAACAAGGCAUUGCUACAAUGAUACAUCAUGAUUUCUACAACCAUCGUAUCGACACUGAAGAAUUUGGACUGCUUUAUAUCAAAUUCAAAAGGAUUCUGAAUGGAACGAUGUCGUACGAGGCUGCAUACAAUCUUUACAAGUCAAACUUUGACGAGCAGCAAAUUGAGCAAGUCAAAUCAAAGUUCCGUGAGCUUGGGGAUCACGCGAUGAGAAACCCUGCAUUGUUCGGACAUAACGAGUUUGUUCGACGACUCUUAAGCUUCAUCAAGGCAUUGUCCGUAAUAGGAGCAUUGCUAUUUUUCGUGGCUAUGAAGCAUAAACUCGACGAAGCCAAGAAGGAAUCCAAAGUUAAAACUGACUGA
Messenger RNA from Microthlaspi erraticum, 654 nucleotides. The record is from the annotation of a GenBank genome assembly. NCBI's taxonomy places the organism in Eukaryota, Viridiplantae, Streptophyta, Magnoliopsida, Brassicales, Brassicaceae.